CUCUUUCGACACGGUAAUGCCGCUGCCGCCCCCCACGUCCGCUCUAGAGCGCCUGGACGCGCUUGCCGAGACCUACGGCACCCCACUGCAGAUCUAUGAUGAGCAGCUGAUCCGUGACAACGCGCGCCGCUUGCUCACUGCCUUCCGUGCGCACUUUCCGGAUUUUCAGCAAUUCUACGCUGUCAAGGCGCUUCCCAACCCGGCCAUUCUCAAGCUUCUGCACCAGGAGGGAUGCGGCAUGGACUGCAGCUCCUCCGCUGAGCUUCACAUUGUGAAGGAGCUUGGUGUGCCCGGCGACCAGGUCAUCUUCACGUCCAACUUCACUGCGAAGAAUGACCUUGGUACCGCCUUCGACCAGGGAGUCAUCAUGAACCUGGACGAUGUGUCGCUUGUCGACAGCCUUGUGGCUGUGCGCGGCAAGUGCCCUGAACUCAUGAGCUUCCGGCUCAACCCAGGCAUCGGCCGCACCGACUCGGAGACCAAGUCUAACGUGCUGGGCGGCCCCGACGCCAAGUUCGGCGUGCCUCCUUUCCAGAUCGUCGAGGCCUACCGCAAGGCGCAACAGGCUGGUGCCAAAGGCUUCGGCAUCCACAUGAUGACCGGAUCGUGCGUCAUGAACCAGGAGUACUGGCGCGAGACUGUAACGGUGCUCUUCAACACCAUCGUGCAGCUCAAGAAGGAGCUUGGCAUUGAGUUCGAGUUCAUGAACAUCGGUGGUGGUCUCGGUAUUCCGUACCGUGAGGACCAGGAGCCGGUGAAUGUCGAGGCUAUCGCUAAGAUGCUGCGCGAAGUUUUCGACGAGGCCGUGAAGGAGCACGGACUCCAGACACUACCCCGGUUGUGCAUGGAGAACGGCCGCUUUAUGACUGGUCCGUUCGGCUGGUUGGUGACGCGCUGCGAGGCCAUCAAGGAAACGUACGGUCGCUACUACGGUGUCGACGCCUGCAUGGCCCAUCUGAUGAGACCUGGAAUGUAUGGCGCUUUCCACCACAUUUCCAUCCCUGCGCGCGCGAAUGAGGAGGUGUCUCCUUCGCACGUUGUGGGCACGCUCUGCGAGAACAACGACUGGUUCGCUAAAGACCGUCCGCUUCCCAAGGCGCAGGUGGGCGACCUGUUUGUCAUCCACGACACCGGUGCUCACUCGCACUCGAUGGGAUUCCAGUACAACGGCAAGCUCCGCGCCCCUGAGGUUCUCCUGCGUGCGGACGGCAGCGACUCGCUCAUGUACGUAUCUUUGAAUAUGUUGUGA
Molecule: messenger RNA, 1249 nt
Organism: Phytophthora infestans T30-4
Lineage: Eukaryota; Oomycota; Peronosporomycetes; Peronosporales; Peronosporaceae
Product: diaminopimelate decarboxylase, putative
Exons: 1
Coding region: 17-1249 (410 amino acids)
Molecular function (GO): diaminopimelate decarboxylase activity
Source: RefSeq, a predicted model, not a curated record